Molecule: messenger RNA, 1325 nt
Organism: Schistosoma mattheei
Lineage: Eukaryota; Metazoa; Platyhelminthes; Trematoda; Strigeidida; Schistosomatidae
Source: the annotation of a GenBank genome assembly
CUCAAGUGUUACCAUAGCCAACGAUUCUAGCGCGCAAAAAACUGUCCCUGAUCUAGUGGAACCUCGCACCAAACUACACAUUGGAGCCUUCAACGUACACACCCUAUGUCAAAUCUGUCAACAGGCUUCCUCGUCUAGAACCCUAGAAUCUCGUACCAUUGAUGCAUGCUGCUGAGGUACGACAGUAAUUCAUAGGUGCACGGAUGGGUUAACGGAUGGGGAGUUUGAAACUGUGAGACCGCUGCUGAUAUCUGGUACCGCUGCACUCCACAUAAAGAAUUUUACUUACCAAUCUUUUGGGAGACGUCUGACAGAUCAAGAUGUCUGUAAUAUGUGAACGUACAGUCAAUUUGUGACAGGUGGUUACACUGUGAUGGUUAUCUUACUCCUAUUGCAGUUGAGAAUUAUUUCCCCAAUGCAAUUGAGCCAGCCCAGAAUGAAGAAUACAGUGUUAGCGUUAGUCAGGCGAAUGUCUGAGGAACAAUGCAGUUCACUUUAUAGCUUCAUAGUUCACGGUAGACCAACAACAACUCCGUUGAACUUGCAUGGAGAACAGCAUUCGUACACCAAUUCAAGAACCUCGAAUAACGUUGCAAUGCCCUUUAUGCAACGAGGAAAUGUUGAUUUGGAUGAAACGUUCAGUGACGAUGAGGAGGAAGUAAUUUCUAUUAACUCCGAAGAGUUAACGGAACGGGACAUGCAAUAUGAAGAAGAGGAGGAAGACAACCGUUUGUGUGACAUCUGUAAUCUUGCACAGCCGCUGUGUGAAACUGGUGAUGCAGUUGGUUGGGUUUUCUGUACUUGUGAAGCAAUGUUUCAUAGGUUCUGUGCUUAUGACCCAUCACCGAACGUACGAGCAGUCCACUGUCCGAUGUGUCGCGCCAUUACCAACUACCAGUUACGACGUACGACCGCGAGAACGAGUAAAGGUCCUUUUCAGGGCCACCCACAAUUUGAUUUGCAUUAUUUUUUCUCCACUUCUUUUCCAUGGCAAAGGUCAAGCACUUAUUAAUGUCUAAUGAAUUUAGAUAUCCCUUAGACAUUAAUAGUGGAAAAGCGAUUAUCGCUCAUGUAUUCGUAAACUUGUUUCAAACGUUUAUUAGAUAUCAAGGUCUGAAUUAUUUGCAGUAAAGUGUUCAGUCACAAUAAGUGGGAGAGCAUUAUCGGAAAAUUGAAAAUGUAAAAAAUUUUGUGUCAAUGAAAUACAUAGUAUGAGAAUUGAAUCUUGUCAAUUGAGAUCAUAAUAAUAAUAAUGAUCAUAAGAACAAUAAAUAAUAAUAACGUUGUAAAUGUUCAUUGAUGCACUUGACCUUAUUCAUAUUUAU